GCGACCCAUGAAUUGCGUCGAGGGAGAGAGAAAAAAACUAUUCGAAAUGUGCUUUUCAUUUUCAUUACACUGGCGCUUGUUUAAAGAAUCCUUUGAACCUCUUAAAUCGUACCUAAGCGAACCACUCCUACGCAUCUAAGUGCUCCAAUUUGAUAUAUGACAAUAUCUACUUUCGAUCACGUGUCUCGGGGCGACUUAGACGGAUAGCGCGUCAUCUCGCCUUCCCAAAUUCUCCCCUUCUACAGUUCGAAUCCAAAACAUCUAUCUAUAGCGCCGAGAAGGAGAGAAAGAUGUUUAACUCGGUGAAUCUGGGCAACUUCUGCUCACAGACGCGCAAAGACAGGACUUCCGAUUUUGGGGACAGAACCGGCUGCGCUUCAAACAUCUACCUCCCAAGCUGCACCUAUUACGUCCCCGAAUUUUCUGCGGUCUCUUCGUUUCUGCCACAGGCCCCGUCUCGGCAAAUCACCUACCCUUAUUCCACAAACCUGUCUCAAGUGCAGCCGGUACGGGAAGUUUCCUACGGCUUGGACCCCUCCAGUAAAUGGCACCACAGGAGCAAUUAUGCAUCCUGCUACACAGGAGAAGAGCUCGUGCACAGGGACUGCCUUCCGCCAUCCACCAUGACAGAAAUGCUCAUGAAAAACGAAAGUGUCUACAGCCACCACCACCACCACCAUCAUCCCAGCUCAAACCAUCCUUCCACAGGUUUUUACUCCGGCGUGGGCAAGAACAACGUGCUUCCUCAAGGCUUUGACCGCUUUUUCGAAAGCGCAUACUGCAGCGCGGAGAGCCAGCCGGAGAGCUGUUUACAAAAGGGCGAGGCCAGCAAGUUGGAGACGGAGUCCCAGCAGCCCACCGCCCUACCCGGCGCCGCGGACCCGGAAAAGGAGCCGGAGGAUGAGGAGGAGCGCGCUACCUCGGGCUCUUGCGCCUCUUCGGGAACGAAGGACGGGGGCGCGAGCAAGAACAGCCACGCCAGUACUCCUCGGACGAGGAAGAAGCGAUGUCCAUACUCCAAGUUUCAAAUUCGAGAACUGGAGCGGGAGUUCUUCUUUAACGUUUACAUCAACAAGGAAAAACGACUCCAGUUAUCCAGAAUGCUAAAUCUUACCGACCGACAGGUCAAAAUAUGGUUCCAGAACCGCAGAAUGAAAGAGAAGAAACUGAGCAGGGAUCGCUUGCAAUAUUUCUCUGGAAAUCCCUUACUGUGAACUGAACAUUAAAUACCACGGAAUGCUGAAAAUAAUCAUUAUUAUACUUCAGUGAGAAGCUGCUUUGAUAUAAACACACCUUUCCCAGAGUAUUGCUAAUGGAACGACUUUCACUAACAUCAUAAUCAAGUUACUUGUACAAAGAGACCAUGUCAAUACAGACUUGAUCAAAGAGUGUGUUGUGCUGUUUGGUGAAAGUUCGGACAACUGAAAAUCCGUUUCCCUGUGUGUCCACUAUGAACCUAAAAACAACAGACGAAAAGGACUGCU
Messenger RNA from Scleropages formosus (Asian bonytongue), 1484 nucleotides. RefSeq names its product homeobox C11a (gene hoxc11a). The transcript has 2 exons. Lineage: Eukaryota; Metazoa; Chordata; Actinopteri; Osteoglossiformes; Osteoglossidae. The coding region runs from base 291 to 1214 and encodes 307 amino acids. Gene Ontology annotation, molecular function: DNA-binding transcription factor activity, RNA polymerase II-specific; RNA polymerase II cis-regulatory region sequence-specific DNA binding. The record is from RefSeq and is a predicted model, not a curated record. Gene Ontology annotation, cellular component: nucleus. Gene Ontology annotation, biological process: anatomical structure development; regulation of transcription by RNA polymerase II.